Molecule: messenger RNA, 3294 nt
Organism: Nanorana parkeri
Lineage: Eukaryota; Metazoa; Chordata; Amphibia; Anura; Dicroglossidae
Gene: GABBR2
Product: gamma-aminobutyric acid type B receptor subunit 2
Exons: 19
Coding region: 70-2964 (964 amino acids)
Biological process (GO): gamma-aminobutyric acid signaling pathway; G protein-coupled receptor signaling pathway
Cellular component (GO): membrane; G protein-coupled receptor heterodimeric complex
Molecular function (GO): G protein-coupled GABA receptor activity
Source: RefSeq, a predicted model, not a curated record
CUUUUCCCUGACAUGAGAAGAGAGUGAGAGGGCGGACCUGCUCCAUCUCCCCUGCAGUCAUACACUAGAAUGGCUCUGUCCCCGAGGAGGUACUGGAGAUCAGCCUGCGCUCUCCGUGGUGCUGAAACCACCGCUGCUGCUGCUACUGCUGGUGCUGCUGUCACCGCUCUGGCUGGAGGCUUCCACAAACCUGCCAUUCAGAUGCCACUGCUGCCUCCACAAUGCUUGCUGCUGGUGCUAGGCUUGGGAUUGGGACCGGGUUUGGUUCGUGGAUCCAGCGGAACAACGAUCGAGCAGCCUACUAACAGCACGUCCUUGUCUAUCAUGGGUUUGAUGCCUCUCAGCGAAACGGUGGCAAAGGGAAGUAUCGGCAGGGGGAUCCUGCCUGCCGUGCUUUUGGCUAUUGAUCAGAUCCGCAAUGAAUCCCUGCUGCAUCCCUACGUCCUGGACCUGAAGCUCUAUGACACAGCGUGUGACAACGCAAGAGGAUUAAAGUCAUUUUAUGAUGCUAUCAAGUAUGGACCUAAUCAUUUGAUGGUUUUUGGUGGAGUAUGCCCUUCAGUAACCUCUAUAAUUGCCGAAUCUCUAAAAGGAUGGAACUUGGUUCAGUUAUCAUUUGCAGCCACAACUCCAGUGUUGGCAGACAAGAAAAAAUAUCCCUACUUUUUCCGGACCGUUCCUUCAGACAAUGCAGUCAAUCCAGCAAUAGUGAAGUUCCUUAAACAUUUCAAAUGGCAAAGGGUGGGAACAUUAACGCAAGACAUUCAACGGUUUUCAGAGGUGAGAAAUGACUUAACCGGUGAACUGGAAGCUGCAUAUAUCCAAAUUGCAGACACUGAAAGCUUCUCCAAUGAUCCAUGCAUCAGUGUAAAAAAGCUUAAGGGCAAUGAUGUGCGGAUAAUAAUUGGGCAGUUUGAUGAACAUAUGGCAGCUAAAGUCUUCUGUUGUGCUUACAAUGAAGAGAUGUAUGGCAGCAAAUAUCAAUGGAUCAUUCCUGGAUGGUAUCAAGCACUAUGGUGGCAACAAGCCAAUUCUUCCACCUGUUCAAAUAAAAACCUGCUCACUGCAAUGGAAGGAUACAUUGCAGUGGAUUUCGAACCUCUUAGCACAAAGCAAAUCAAGACAAUAUCAGGACGGACCCCUCAACAGUAUGAAAAAGAAUACAAUGAAAAGCGAUCAGAUGUGGAACCCAGUAAAUUUCACGGUUAUGCCUAUGACGGAAUAUGGGUAAUUGCGAAAACUCUUCACCGAGCAAUGGAAUACCUUAAUGCUACCAACAAGCAUCUGAGCAUUCAAGAUUUCAACUAUACAAACCACAAGCUUGGGAAAAUCUUCCUCGAUGCAAUGAAUGAAACAAAUUUCUUUGGUGUAACUGGGCAAGUUGUGUUCAGAAAUGGAGAAAGAAUGGGAACCAUCAAAUUUACCCAGUUUCAAGAUGGAAAGGAAGUGAAGGUGGGCGAAUACAAUGCCGUAGCUGACAGUCUGGAACUGAUCAAUGACACCAUCAAGUUUCAAGGAGUGGAACCUCCAAAAGAUCAAACGUUCAUCCGAAUGCAGCGACGCCAGAUCCAUCUGCCACUGUACAGCAUACUUUCGGCCCUGACGAUUAUCGGAAUGAUCAUGGCCAGCACAUUUUUAUUUUUUAACAUCAAAAAUAGGAACCAGAAGUUAAUAAAGAUGUCUAGUCCUUAUAUGAAUAACCUUAUUAUCCUUGGAGGAAUGCUUUCCUAUGCAUCUAUAUUUCUAUUUGGCCUUGAUGGAUCAUUUGUAUCAGCAAAAACAUUUGAGACGUUAUGCACUGUCAGAACAUGGAUUCUUACAGUGGGCUACACAACAGCUUUUGGGGCAAUGUUUGCAAAAACAUGGAGAGUUCAUGCCAUUUUCAAGAAUGUAAAAAUGAAGAAAAAGAUUAUCAAAGAUCAGAAGCUGCUGGUGAUAGUCGGUGGGAUGCUGUUAAUUGACUUGUGUAUUUUGAUUUGUUGGCAAAUAGUGGAUCCUUUGAAAAGAACAGUUGAAGAGUAUAACCUUGAGCCGGAUCCUGCAGGGAGAGAUAUUGCAAUUCUUCCAUUUUUGGAGCACUGUGAGAAUACUCACAUGACAAUCUGGCUUGGAAUUGUCUAUGCCUACAAAGGCCUUCUUAUGUUAUUUGGUUGCUUCUUGGCAUGGGAAACGCGAAAUGUCAGCAUACCAGCACUGAAUGACAGCAAGUACAUUGGAAUGAGUGUAUACAACGUAGGCAUAAUGUGCAUUAUAGGAGCCGCUGUCUCUUUCCUCACCAAAGACCAGCCAAACGUCCAGUUCUGUAUUGUGGCUCUAGUCAUCAUAUUCUGCAGUACGAUUACGCUCUGUCUAGUUUUUGUGCCAAAGUUACUUACCUUACGGGCAAAUCCUGAUGUAGCCACCCAGAACAGGAGGUUUCAGUUCACGCACAUUCAAAAAAAAGAAGAUUCAAAGACAUCAACAUCAGUCACCAGCGUAAAUCAAGCCAGUACUUCCCGACUAGAAGGACUGCAAUCAGAAAAUCAUCGUUUACGGAUGAAAAUCACAGAGCUGGACAAAGACCUUGAGGAAGUUACAAUGCAACUUCAAGAUACACCUGAGAAAACAACUUAUAUUAAGCAGAACCACUACCAGGAUCUGAAUGAUAUUCUCAGUAUAAGAAACUUUACAGACAGCAAAGAUGGUGAAAAAGUUGUUUUAAAAAAUCAUCUUGAUCAAAAUAACCCUUCACAGUGGAACACUAUAGAAUCAUCCAGAACUAAUAAAGAUUCCAUAGAAGAUAUUAACUCACCAGAACAUAUACAGCGACGGCUAUCAUUACAACUACCCAUCCUCCACCAUGCCUACUUGCCAUCAAUAGGUGGUGUGGAUGCAAGCUGUGCCAGUCCGUGUGUAAGCCCUAGUGCCAGCCCUCGGCACAGACAUGUGCCGCCUUCCUUCCAAGUUAUGGUCUCUGGCCUGUAGGAAUGGAUGAAACAGGCUUCCUAGACUACUCCUGUAAUUUCUCCAGAGAGACUCAACUGCACAUUCUGAUAUAGAACCUUUGCUACACAUAUAACAUUUGCUCUUAAUACUCGGAGACAGAGGAAUUAUAUGGAUCUAAUCCUGGGAGGCCAAUUUCAACCAGCGUGGGCUAGAAGAGAAAGCGUUAGAGAGAUGCACAGAGUCAUACCUGGAGCCUUAUUUGUGGAGUUUUUGUUUCUUUACUCAGAGGACUCAGAUAAAAGAAAUUCUUCCCAAAACUCUAUGAUCAAAAUAACAAGAGUACAGAGUUCUCAAUCUUGCACAAAGGAG